GCAUGCUGCAUCCCGAUGCGCUCGCACGCGGUUCGGACUAUACACCUGCUGCUGGAUUAACAUGCGUUCCCACUGCCGCCGUGUCCAGCACUACAUGACCAACGUUCAAGAUUCAGCCAGCCCAGCGUGCACUGGACACAUCUGCACGUCUGAACUAUUUUUAGGGUAGACAGAGGGGUGGAAGUGUCCAGGAAUAUUCGACCUGUCCUGCGGAUGCGCCGUCACUGUUUGGUGCCUCAGUGCUCCCAGACUCAAUUCAUGAUCGAUCACUGUGUCUUCACAGGUUCUCCUUAGGGUCGCUCGUGUCCGUGGUGGCAGAGAUGGAGAAAUUUCAGAAUAACAUGCGCAAACGGCUUUAUAGCUUGCCGCAAAAUAUUGGGCAAAAGCCCUGCGUGGUGUACGAAGGAGACAACGGCGACAAGGACAUGAAGAGGAAAAGUAUUGGUCUGAAACACAUGCCCUCUCGGUCUCCCGCAAGCAGUUGCAAAAGCAACCAAGAUACCACAAGUGUAGACAUGGAGACAGACGUCAGUGUGAGGGCCAACCUGAAUGGAGACUGUCGCUUUUUCAGAGCGAGCAUCUCUUCAAUCUCUGGACGGCACCCCCUCGGACCCGAUCCGGCAGAGCACCGGCGCCUCAUCCCAGAAGCAGACGCCAGCCUCACCGAGGGCUUACCGGGGGAGCACGGCCCCUGGACCCAUGGGCAAGAGGCAUUGGGGGACCCGGUUGCAACGCCGGGUUCGUCGUCUGUAUUUGACCAGACGUGUUUCAUCAAGUUGGAGGGGUCCGAGCAAAACAUCGCCGCCGAGGACGAAAGGUUGUACCAAGCCGGCUUCAUGCACCGGCAGUUCGGAGCGAUGCUCCAACCGGGAGUCAACAAGUUCUCCCUGCGCAUGUUGGGGAGCGAGCGGGCCGUGGAGCACGAGAGAGAACGCGUAAAGUCUGCUGGGUUCUGGAUAAUCCACCCCUACAGUGAUUUUAGGUUCUACUGGGACCUGAUCAUGCUGCUGCUGAUGGUGGGCAACCUGAUCAUCAUCCCCGUGGGCAUCACCUUCUUCAAGGACGAGCACACGCCCCCCUGGAUCGUCUUCAACGUGGUGUCGGACACCUUCUUCCUCCUGGACCUGGUGCUCAACUUCCGCACGGGCAUCGUGAAGGAGGACAACACGGAGAUCAUCCUGGACCCGCAGAAGAUCAAGAUCAAGUACCUGAAGAGCUGGUUCGUGGUGGACUUUGUCUCCUCCAUCCCCGUCGACUACAUCUUCCUCAUCGUGGAGACGCGCAUCGACUCGGACUUCUACAAGACGGCCCGGGCGCUGCGCAUCGUCCGCUUCACCAAGAUCCUCAGCCUGCUCCGCCUGCUGCGCCUCUCCAGACUCAUCCGCUACAUCCACCAGUGGGAGGAGGUGUUUCACAUGACCUACGACCUAGCCAGCGCCAUGGUGCGCAUCAUGAACCUGAUCGGGAUGAUGCUGCUCCUGUGCCACUGGGACGGGUGCCUCCAGUUCCUGGUGCCCAUGCUGCAGGACUUCCCCGCCGACUGCUGGGUCACCAGAAACAAGAUGGUGAACGAUACGUGGGGGCAGCAGUACUCGUACGCGCUGUUCAAGGCCAUGAGCCACAUGCUGUGCAUCGGCUACGGUCUCUACCCCCCCAUAGGCAUGGCCGACGUGUGGCUCACCAUUCUCAGCAUGAUCGUGGGCGCCACCUGCUUCGCCAUGUUCGUGGGGCACGCCACCGCGCUAAUUCAGUCGCUGGACUCAUCGCGGCGUCAGUACCAGGAGAAGUACAAACAGGUGGAGCAGUACAUGUCCUUCCACAAGCUUCCCGCCGGCAUGCGACAGAGGAUCCACGACUACUACGAACACCGCUACCAGGGCAAGAUGUUCGACGAGGAGAGCAUCCUGGAGGAGCUGAACGAGCCGCUGCGAGAGGAGAUCAUUAACUUCAAUUGCCGGAAGCUGGUGGCGUCCAUGCCUCUCUUCGCCAACGCUGACCCCAACUUUGUGACGUCGAUGCUGACCAAGCUCCGCUUUGAGGUGUUCCAGCCCGCCGACUACAUCAUCAGGGAGGGCACCAUUGGCCAGAAGAUGUACUUCAUCCAGCACGGGGUAGUCAGCGUCCUCACCAAGAACAGCCAGGACACCAAGCUCUCCGAUGGCUCCUACUUUGGAGAGAUCUGCCUGCUGACUCGAGGCAGAAGAACAGCCAGCGUGCGAGCCGAUAACUACUGCCGCCUGUACUCCCUGUCCGUGGACAACUUCAACGAGGUCCUGGAGGAGUACCCCAUGAUGAGGAGGGCCUUUGAAACCGUGGCUCUCGACCGCCUAGACCGCAUCGGUAAGAGAAACUCUGUGCUUCAAUCCAAAGUCCUGCACCACCAGAGCGCAGGCACCCUCAACCUGCAGGAGAAUGAGAUCAUCCAGAGGAUCGUCCAGCACGACCGAGACAUGGCCCAGUGCACCCAGCUCAUCCAGAAGGCCGCCGCGGCCGCCCAGAGCCUCAGCCCCCUCCCGGCCUCUCCCUCCCCCACCUCCGUGAUCUGGGCCCCGCUGCUCCAAGCCCCCCUUCAGGCUGCGGCGGCCACCACCCCCCUGGCCCUGGCGUUGGCCCACCACCCCCAGCUGCCCCCCAUCAUGUUCCACCACCCCAUUUUGCAGGGCUGCGCCUCCUUCGGGGACCCCUCGGGACCCCCCAGGAGGUACCUCACCGGCGCCAACGUGGCCGCUGCCGCCGUGGGCUCUGGGUCGCCCCCCAGGGUGAGCGCCUCGGUCCUGGCCUCCCUCGGGGUGCAGCAUCUCUCCGCGGUGGCCCCCACGUCGCCCACGCUCCCCUCUCGCCCCGCAUACACGUCCGGAUCUCAGGCCUUUACCCCUCUAUCGUCGCCUCUACCUCAGUCCAUCCACCAGGCCUAUCCCCACCACCCUCCGGCCCCUCAGUGCAGCAUGCCCUCAGCCUUCCCCGUCAGCCAGGCGUCCCUCUCGUCCAUCUCCUGCACCGCUCAGCUUCACCCCCAUCCCCGGCCCUCGGAUUCCUUCCACCUGCACGGCCCGCCAGGGAGGCUGCCGGGGAGGUUCCCCGCCCCCUCGACCCCCACCGUGACCCCGCUGAUGUCCGGCCCGGUCAGCCCCGUCCUGGGCCAGAUGCAGCACAGCUCUCACCACCAGCAGAGCUACCACGCCAGCGCCCCCCCGACGGCCGCCUGCCACGAGAGGGCGGCCAGCAGCACGUCCAGCGGUCCGAGCGUCUCUCCCUUCCCCAUCGUCACCAACGUGCAGCACGCCGCGGGUGGACACUGGGUGGCGGCAGAGCCACCGUUGGCCGGAUCUGGGAACGUGUACGGGGCCUCCGCCUCGCUGACGCACCAGGGUCUGACGGGCCUCCAGUCGGCCUUCCUGCCCCAGGUUCUCACGGAGCACUCGGCCCUCGCCUCGCUGGCCCAGUACGGCUCUAAGGAGGGGUCCCCCUGCUGCACGCCACCGGUCCCCAGUCCCAUCAUCCAGAGCCCCGUGAGGGCGAGGAACGGGCCCCCGGCGGAUUCCCCCUCCAGCCCCGCCAGCUCCUACGGCCCCUUGUUGACUCCUCAGACCUUAUCCCCCUCCUGGGUGGCCAGCGGCCCCAGAGAGAGACCAGAGUCCACUCUGGUGGAUCUCCACAGCCAGGAGAUAAAGACCAUCUCGGGCUCAUACCAGGGGGCUGUCGGUCCGAGCUCUUUUGCCGACGUGUCCGGGGGUCCGUCGUACAUUACCUUCUCUACAUCAGCAACAGCCAGCAAUAAAGCUCAGUUCAGCGGUCAGGCGAGCCCCGUGCGUGGAGCUCUCUUGGAGCCCGGGGCCGAGCCACACAACCAGUACCUGGGGGUCCACCGGUCGCCCGAUCGCACGUCACCCUCAGAGACCAUAGAAAUAGAACACACACAUUCAAAACUGCCCUCCAACUUGUGACGUUGAAACACAUCCUCCCGUGUCGUGGUGAGAUGUUUUGUUCAACUGUUUUUGGAGUUUUGUUUUUAAGGACGUGGCUGGAAGGUGGGGUGUGAACUAUAUCACAAAGCGACGUUGGUCUUUUUUUCUACACAGAGUGGUCGGAGAGAGGAAAUUAAUGGACAAUGCUGAGUAUUUUUCUACAGGAUAUUGUUACUUUGAAUAUGGUAAUAAGGUAUAUAAAUCGAAUCCCUCAUGAAAUAAUGUAUUGACUCAUAGCCAGCUUAUAUUGUAUGUUAUUUGUUAAAAAUGCUCUUGUAUGAUUAUUUUUUGGUGUAAAAGCUACUGUGUUUUAUUUAGGGAUGAUCAGGAAUCCCUGCUUUCCUUCCUCAGUCCUCUCAUGUCGUGUGAAUGUAGGUUCAAAGAGAAACAGACUUUUGUGCACCUCUGCUCCAAAACUUCAGAGCUCACCCACUGCGACUCUGUUGGCGAUGGUAUGUCUUCCAACGUAUUGACUGCAAUAGCUGUGACGCAAAUGCUUUGGUAGCGCAUUCACUUUUCAAAGACCAACGGCAUUGAAGUUUUGAAUGUCACGUAUUGUCGACAGAUGGUUAUGCACUUUAAAAGAGAAGAGAAGUGGUUUCUAAAGGAUGUUUUAGAGAGGUGAUGGUGGGUGUAUUUCCGGUUGGGUUAAUAGAUAGAGAUGAUAUGACAGAAGAUGUAUUAUAGAGGCUUGAUGAUAGAGGGAGUGUGAGAGAGGCUGUAUGAUAGAGGCUGUAUGAUAGAGGCUGAAUGAUAGAGGCUGUAUGAUAGAGGCUGAAUGAUAUGAGGUUGUAGGUUGAUGGCAGGGAGGUCACUUGCACACGUCACCUUGUCGUCGGGCUGAAGUGCUCUCUCUCUCGCUGUAGCGUGGGAGAUUGCUCCAUUACUGUUGCUAGGUAAUGUCCCGGUGGAAAAAGAAGGUAUAGAAUAUAUACGCCUGAACCAAAGCUUGGUGUCCAGUGAGCACUGAAUGCAAUAAUCAGCAUAUUUAUCUUUUGGGUUGUUUUUUCGAAUUAAAAAUGUGUUAUACUGUGAAAUGAAGCACAUUUCCUUUUAAGAGGGAAAUUGUAGAGGGGUCGGUGCGGGAGGAAUGGAGGAAAGAAACCGUCCGGUGGCUGCCAGCUCUUUGCACUGUGAGUGAUCUGAAUAGUUUCUCGCACCAAUCUUAAGGGCUAGUGUUGGUGACUUAGUGACCUAGCGCUCAUGAGAAAGGCCCCUCUAUGAAUCAUCCUGCUGCAUAUUUGUAUAAUAUUGUUUCCAUCUUACAAAGUUGAAAUCUGUAAAAAAAAAAAAAAAAAAAAAGACGCCUGGCAAGAUAUGUUGAAUCUAUACUCCGAUAGCUUUUUUUUUACUUUGAUUACUAUUUUUCUCAAGGAAUCCCGCUUUCCUAAAAACUGUACACAUCCUCAACACCUUUAUGCUAGAUCUUUAAUUCCAUGUGGUUAACGUUGCGUCCGUUUCGGCGCCGCUGAUUGACUUAAGGAACCGCCAUCCGUUGGUCAAAAGGUCAGGCCUCUCUCUGGGGGAAGACCCGCCAGGGACCGACGGCUCCUGGUUGCUAAGCGACGGGGCCCGAGGGGCCGGCGGGUGACCCUGCAGUGAAUAGAGUGAUCAAAUCAGUCAGGAGCUGGUCACCACCAGUGGACCAGAUCAACCCCUCACUCCUCAUUACCCCCCCCCCCUCCAUGCCCACUCUCUCUCUCUCCCUCUCCCUCGCUCUCCCCCCUCCUCACUGCAGCAUCUGGAGAGGGCUUUGGCAUGAGUUUAAUAUUGUGUUACAUUGAGCCCAAUUUUAUUUAUUUAUUUAUUUAUUAGUUGUGUUGUUUUUUUAUUUCAACUGGGAGAGUCUGCCCGUGUCGUGGGAUUUGGCUUUCGGCAUCAACAAGUCAACAUCUAUUUAUUUAUUCAAGCAUUUAUUUCAUUUGUAUUACUUUGGGCUGCCUUUUUGACUUACCAAAUCACAUUAUUCCAUCACGUGUGUGUUGUCGGUCUUAUACAUUUAUUUUAGCUAUUGAAUUCAAUGCAAUAAAAUAACAUAUGGUA
This is a messenger RNA of Gadus morhua (Atlantic cod), 6008 nucleotides long. It is a transcript of the gene hcn4l, whose product is annotated as hyperpolarization activated cyclic nucleotide-gated potassium channel 4l. The record is from RefSeq and is a predicted model, not a curated record. The transcript is spliced from 8 exons. Gene Ontology annotation, molecular function: voltage-gated potassium channel activity. Gene Ontology annotation, biological process: regulation of membrane depolarization; sodium ion transmembrane transport; potassium ion transmembrane transport. Lineage: Eukaryota; Metazoa; Chordata; Actinopteri; Gadiformes; Gadidae. Gene Ontology annotation, cellular component: membrane; dendrite; HCN channel complex. The coding region runs from base 321 to 3944 and encodes 1207 amino acids.